Messenger RNA from Rotaria sp. Silwood1, 1185 nucleotides. Lineage: Eukaryota; Metazoa; Rotifera; Eurotatoria; Philodinida; Philodinidae. The record is from the annotation of a GenBank genome assembly.
AUGUCUUCACAUGGUCCAAUUGAAGUUCACAUUCUUGAUAAUAUAUCAAUGAUAAAAGAACUUGGUAUUUCAGCUAUUUUAACACAACCUAUUCAUGUCGGUGGUGCACCUGAUUUUAAUUAUGUUCAUGGAUUUCUUGAAAGAGGUGGUCCUCUUUUUUGGACUCUCUCUCAAAUUCAAUCUCAUCAAACAUUUAUUGAUCCAAGUAAUAUUCAACUUUAUUAUUCAUCCAAAAUGGAUACUGAUCAUGGACGUAAUUUAUGGCACCCUAUGAAACGACUUUCAGAUGGAACAUAUCAACAUAAAGCUCGAUGGCCUAAAGUACUUAAUGCAAUGUUUUCCAUUUAUCCAUUAUUAACCUAUAAAUCAUUUGAUCAAGCAACAAUUAUGUUCAAACAUAUGAUUUUCACUGGAUUACCAUAUAAACAAUCACCUUGUUGGAGUAUUUUUCAAGAACCAAAUAGAUUAAUAAAUUAUUAUCCAUUUAAUAUAGAAGAAUAUCGACGAGCUUAUUUAACAUUUUCAGAAUGGAUAUUGAAUAAUUUUGAAUUAUAUUCUAAAUUUGAAUUGACACCUAUUCAAAAGAAAUUACAAGAGACUGAUAAAUCAGAACAAAUACCUAUUUGUUAUGGACUAUGUCAUCAAAAUCAGUCGUUUAGUCAAUCAUCAAGCGAAAGAACAUUUAGUGGAGAAUAUAUUGCUGCUUUAAAUCGUGCUGGUAUUGGUCGUCGAGAAUUAAUCAAUGCUGAUGAAAUAGUAGAAGGACUAUUGAAAGCAUUUCCAGAUGAUAAAAAUCCUUGUUUACGUGUUUGGCCAAAACAAUUUGAUUUUAAUGAUGAUCUUUAUGAAUCAGCACGUAUGGCUCGAUCAAUUCGUGUUCUUAUUAGAGUUCAUGGAGCUGGUUUAUCAAAUACUGUAUUUAUGCGACCAGGUGCAAUUCUCUAUGAAAUCACUCCACCUGGUUGUCGUAUAUUGACAUUCUUUUAUCGACGUUGGGCAGAAGUGUUCAAUCUACAACAUGCAUUAUGGAGUCCUGAGGAUACAGGUGAUUCUUGUAUACAUGAAGGAGCAAGUAGAGUAAAUGUCGAUGAAGUUGUUAGUGAUGUGAUCAAUUUAGUUAAAAAUGAAAAUCGAUAUCGAAGUGGUUAUUUAUUUCGAGCAUUUGAUCUUAUUGUAAAAGAAUAA